CACGAGUUGAGACAAGAACACACUGAAAAAGCCCCGGCUGGGGAGAUGAGAUUCCACUAUCUCUGCAGAGUUUAAAGAAACUGUGAAGGAAGUGUGUGUGAGCUGAUGUGAAUGUGAAUUCAGCAGCAUGGAUCAGUGUGAGGACAGAGAGGAGGGAGUCCUUCCCUGUAAAACCACUCUGUGUGAGGAACAUGAGAGCCAGACCAAAGCUCAGAGAUCAGUGAUGGAGAAGUCUGUUCAUGAGCAGCUCCUUGAAAUGAUGGAGAACUUGGAAGAGGAGGAGCUUAAACAUUUCCACUGGUGCCUGCAGAAUGUACCUGUGGGUGAUUUCACAACCAUCAAAAACUGUCAUCUGGAGAACCCAGACAUAGUGGAAACUGUAGAUUUGAUGGUGCAGACAUAUACUAAUGAGCAUGUGAUGGAUGUGGGGACAUCUAUUUUAAAGAAGAUGAAUGAAGGUGUGCUCUUUCCGUCAACAAUCCAGGGAGCUUCAUCAGUUUCACCAGAAGAGGAGCUUGCCAUGUUGCGGAGAGAAUUUGUGAGGAGGGUGUCAAAAGAAAUCCUUACACAGCUCCUUGAAGCUCUUGUAAAUGAUGGUGUUUUGGGUGAUUUGGAGAAAGAAUCAAUAUUAGAAGAAAACCAAUCCAGAGCAAAUAAGGCUCGCUGCUUAAUCGACACAGUGAAGAAAAAAGGAAACGAAGCGUGUAGGAUAAUGAUCAGGCAUCUUCGGACUAUAGAUCCAGUUCUCUCAUCUCAACUGCGUCGAUCCUCAUCUGUAAAGAAAGAGACUCUGCAGAGGUGUCGAUCUACACUCAAGUCCCAUCUGAAGAAGUUGUUCCAGUGUGUGGUUGAGGGGAUUUCAGCAGCGUUAAACAAAACCCUUCUGAAUCAGAUCUACACAGAGCUCUACAUCACAGAGGGAGGAACUGCAGAGGUCAGUGAUGAGCAUGAGGUCAGACAGAUUGAAACACUAUCCAGGAAACCAGACAGACCAGAAACAACAAUCAGACAAGAAGACAUCUUUAAAGCAUCAGCUGAAAGAGAUGAACCAAUCAAAACAGUGCUGACAAAGGGAGUGGCUGGCAUUGGGAAAACAGUCUUAACACAGAAGUUCACCCUCGACUGGGCUGAAGACAAAGCCAACCAGGACAUCCAGUUCAUAUUUCCAUUCACUUUCAGAGAGCUGAAUGUGCUGAAAGAGGAAAAGUUCAGCUUGGUGGAACUUGUUCAUCACUUCUUUACUGAAAUCAAAGAAGCAGGAAUCUGCAGCUUUGAAGACUUCCAGGUUGUCUUCAUCUUUGAUGGUCUGGAUGAGUGUCGACCUCCUCUGAACUUCCACAAAACUAAAAUCCUAACUGACCCUUGCAAGUCCACCUCAGUGGAUGUAUUGCUGGUAAACCUCAUCAGGGGGAACCUGCUUCCUUCUGCUCGCCUCUGGAUAACCACACGACCUGCAGCAGCCAGUCAGAUCCCUCAUGACUAUAUUGGCAUGGUGACAGAGGUCAGAGGAUUUGCUGACCCACAGAAGGAGGAGUACUUCAGGAAGAGAUUCAGAGAUGAGGAGCAGGCCAGCACGAUCAUAUCCCACAUCAAGACAUCACGAAGUCUCCACAUCAUGUGCCACAUCCCAGUCUUCUGCUGGAUCACUGCUACAGUUCUGGAGGAUGUGCUGAAAACCAGAAAGGAAGUAGAGCUGCCCAAGAGCCUGACUGAGAUGUACAUCCACUUCCUGGUGGUUCAGGCCAAAGUGAAAAAGGUCAAGUAUGAUGAUGGAACUGAGACAGAUCCACACUGGAGUCCAGAGAGCAGGAAGAUGAUUGAGUCUCUGGGAAAACUGGCUUUUGAUCAGCUGCAGAAAGGAAACCUGAUCUUCUAUGAAUCCGACCUGACAGAGUGUGGCAUCGAUAUCAGAGCAGCCUCAGUGUACUCAGGAGUGUUCACACAGAUCUUUAAAGAGGAGAGAGGGCUGUACCAGAAUAAAGUGUUCUGCUUUGUCCACCUGAGCGUUCAGGAAUUUCUGGCUGCAGUUCAUGUCCAUCUGACCUUCAUCAACUCUGGAGUCAAUCUGCUGGAUGAAAAAAAAUCUCACUUAUUUAGAGUCUUUCAAAUAAAAUCCAAAUUAAAUUUAUUCUACCAGAAUGCUGUGAAAAAGGCCUUACAGAGUCCAAAUGGACACCUGGACUUGUUUCUCCGUUUCCUCCUGGGUCUUUCAUUGCAGACCAAUCAAAGUCUUCUACAAGGUCUGCUGACACAGGCAGAAAGUAACACACAGACCAAUCAGGAAACAGUCCAGUACAUCAAGAAGAAGAUCUGUAGCAAUCUGUCUACAGAGAAAAGGAUCAAUCUGUUCUACUGUCUGAAUGAACUGAAUGAUAGUUCUCUAGUGGAGGAGAUCCAACAGUCCCUGAGAUCAGGAAGUCUCUCUACAGAUAAACUGUCUCCUGCUCAGUGGUCAGCUCUGGUCUUCAUCUUACUGUCAUCAGAAAAAGAUUUGGAUGUGUUUGACUUGAAAAAAUACUCUGCUUCAGAGGAGGCUCUUCUGAGGCUCCUACCAGUGGUCAAAGCUUCCAACAAAGCUCUUUCUCAGCUCCCAGACCUGCAGUAUGAGAGAGCUGGACCUGAGUAACAACAACCUAGAGGAUUCAGGAGUGAAGCUUCUGUCUUCUGGACUGGAAAGUCCAAACUGUACACUGAAUACUCUGAGACUGACUCACUGUAACGUCUCAGAGAAAAGUUUUGAAGCUCUGUUCUCAGUCCUCAGCUCCCCGUCCUCUCCUAUGAGAGAGCUUGACGUGAGUAACAACAAUCUGCUGGAUUUAGGAGUGAAACUUCUUUCUUCUGGA
This is a messenger RNA of Oreochromis niloticus (Nile tilapia), 2843 nucleotides long. Its product is annotated as protein NLRC3-like. Bases 128 to 2626 code for a protein of 832 amino acids. Lineage: Eukaryota; Metazoa; Chordata; Actinopteri; Cichliformes; Cichlidae. The record is from RefSeq and is a predicted model, not a curated record. The transcript is spliced from 8 exons. Gene Ontology annotation, biological process: regulation of apoptotic process.